Molecule: messenger RNA, 744 nt
Organism: Anopheles merus
Lineage: Eukaryota; Metazoa; Arthropoda; Insecta; Diptera; Culicidae
Exons: 4
Coding region: 81-698 (205 amino acids)
Source: RefSeq, a predicted model, not a curated record
GCACUGCAAACUCAAGAUCAGUCAUAGAUUGAACGCAAAACAGUUCGGAUUGAUUUUUGCUCCAAAGAAUUGUGUUGAUAAUGAGACGAUCAUUGGUCGCUGUGGUUGUGAUUUUAUACCUUGGGUGUAGUACAGGCUCUCCACUGCUCGACUGGGGAAAACAGGAUGGAAGCAGUUUGCUUGGCAAAGUGUCCACGCUGAAACAAACCGUGUACGAGAAGAAGCGUGAGUUUUUGAACGGUAUCAACGAGAAGGUUUCCAAAAUGCUUUGGAUUCCACCCUGGUCUACGACGGAGGAAACUCCCGUCAGUGCACAGCCGCAGCAUGAUCCCGUCUCCGAGAUACCGAGUAUCUGGUGGUGGCAAACUACGGAGCAACCACCAAGUAGCACUACUACGACGGAGCAACCUUUAAGUGAUCCCAUUAUUAUAGAUCUUCCUACCUACGUUCCGAUAGUGCCCACCACAAAUGCUCCAUCAACAACAUCGACGGUAAGAAAUCUUUCAAACAACGAUCGUCUUGUGUUCACCGUGGCCGAUACGAACGAGCUAGAACUACCUAAUGUUUACAUGUACGCACGAAGCGGUUUCAUUCCUCCGGAACUUCGUCUAACAGAUUCGAUGGAAUACGUCGGUCCCGUCGUAGGUGGGGGUCCCCCAGUGCAAAACAAUCUAACGAGACGGCUUAUUAUGGUUUAGGGAUGUAAGAUCUAGCUUCUUAAGAAUAAACCACACACUUUAUUCA